UCCCGGGCAGGCCCCGAUCUCCUCCCUCCCUCCACGGGCACCCCCAUCCCGAACCCCCAUCCCUUCCCCGGCGACUCCCGUCCCUGCGCUGGGCGUUGCCGCGGUCCCGCAUCCCUCGAGCGCUGCUGCGGGCCCCGGGAGCCCCUCAGGCCGCCAUGGACGCUCGCUUCACACGAGGGAAGUCUCCGGUGCUGGAGCGGGCUCUGGGCCGGCCGCGCUCGGAGCUGUCCCUGGCCGCCUUCGCGCUGCUCUUCUCGGAGCUGGUUCAGUACUGCCAGCGCCGCGUGGCCUCGGUGGCCGAGCUGCAGGCCCGGCUGGCCCGCUUGGGCCACCACGUCGGGCUACGAGCUCUGGACGCGCUGGUAGCCCGCGAGCGGCCGGGUCGGCGCGAGACCAAAGUGCUGGGGGUGCUGCUGUUCGUCAAGGGGCCGCUGUGGCGGGCGCUGUUCGGGCGAGAGGCCGACAAGUUGGAGCAGGCCAACGACGACGACCGCACGUUCUACGUGAUCGAGAGGGAGCCGGUGGUGAACACGUUCGUGUCGGUGCCGCGCGAGAACAGCUCGCUCAACUGCGCCGCCUUCGCCGCCGGGCUGCUGGAGGCCGUGCUGGGCGCCGCCGGCUUCCCCGCCCGCGUCAGCGCCCACUGGCACAAGGGCACCACGCUCAUGAUCAAGUUCGACGAGGCCGUCAUCGCCCGCGACAAGAGCCUGGAGGGGCGCUGAGCCGUGGGGACGGCGCGGGGGAUGGGG
This is a messenger RNA of Cinclus cinclus, 749 nucleotides long. It is a transcript of the gene TRAPPC5, whose product is annotated as trafficking protein particle complex subunit 5. The transcript is spliced from 2 exons. Gene Ontology annotation, biological process: endoplasmic reticulum to Golgi vesicle-mediated transport. The coding region runs from base 156 to 722 and encodes 188 amino acids. Lineage: Eukaryota; Metazoa; Chordata; Aves; Passeriformes; Cinclidae. The record is from RefSeq and is a predicted model, not a curated record. Gene Ontology annotation, cellular component: TRAPPII protein complex; TRAPPIII protein complex; TRAPPI protein complex.